CCCGCGCGCGCCGGGGGCUGGCAGCCUCGCUCUGGCUCGCUCCGCGCCCCCGCGCCGAGUCCGCGCGUCAGUCGGUCCCGAGCGCGGCGGCGGGGAGGCGAGCUGCAGCCAGCCGAGCGCGCCGACCUGAGGAGGCGGCGGUGUCCGCGGGCGUCGCGUGAGGAGGGUCGGAGCCCGAAGACUCGCGCAGCGCCAUGGCCCCCAUUGGCCUCAAAGCCGUGGUCGGGGAGAAGAUCAUGCAUGAUGUGAUAAAGAAGGUCAAGAAGAAGGGGGAGUGGAAGGUGUUGGUGGUGGAUCAGUUAAGCAUGAGGAUGCUCUCCUCCUGCUGCAAGAUGACAGACAUCAUGACCGAGGGCAUAACAAUUGUGGAAGAUAUCAACAAGCGCAGAGAACCCCUCCCCAGCCUGGAGGCUGUGUAUCUCAUCACUCCAUCUGAGAAGUCUGUCCACUCUCUCAUCAGUGAUUUUAAGGACCCACCAACUGCUAAAUAUCGGGCUGCACAUGUCUUCUUCACUGACUCUUGUCCAGAUGCCCUGUUUAAUGAGCUGGUAAAAUCCCGAGCAGCAAAAGUCAUCAAAACUCUGACGGAAAUCAACAUUGCAUUUCUCCCAUAUGAAUCCCAGGUGUAUUCCUUGGACUCUGCUGACUCUUUCCAAAGCUUCUACAGUCCCCACAAGGCUCAGAUGAAGAACCCCAUACUGGAACGUCUGGCAGAGCAGAUUGCAACUCUCUGUGCCACCCUGAAGGAGUACCCCGCAGUACGGUAUCGGGGGGAAUACAAGGACAAUGCCUUGCUGGCUCAGCUAAUUCAGGACAAGCUCGAUGCCUAUAAAGCUGAUGACCCAACAAUGGGGGAGGGCCCAGACAAGGCACGCUCCCAGCUCCUGAUCCUGGACCGAGGCUUUGACCCCAGCUCCCCCGUGCUUCAUGAGUUGACUUUUCAGGCUAUGAGUUACGAUCUGCUGCCUAUUGAAAAUGAUGUAUACAAGUAUGAGACAAGCGGCAUCGGAGAGGCACGGGUGAAGGAAGUGCUGCUGGACGAGGACGACGACCUGUGGAUAGCGCUGCGCCACAAGCACAUCGCGGAGGUGUCCCAGGAAGUCACCCGGUCUCUGAAAGAUUUUUCUUCUAGCAAGAGAAUGAAUACUGGAGAUAAGACCACCAUGCGGGACCUGUCCCAGAUGUUAAAGAAGAUGCCCCAGUACCAGAAAGAGCUUAGCAAGUACUCCACCCACCUGCACCUUGCCGAGGACUGCAUGAAGCAUUACCAAGGCACCGUAGACAAGCUCUGUCGUGUGGAGCAGGACCUGGCCAUGGGCACAGAUGCCGAGGGAGAGAAGAUUAAGGACCCCAUGCGAGCCAUCGUCCCCAUUCUUCUGGAUGCCAAUGUCAGCACUUAUGACAAAAUCCGCAUCAUCCUUCUUUACAUCUUUUUGAAGAAUGGCAUCACUGAGGAAAACCUGAACAAACUGAUCCAGCACGCCCAGAUCCCCCCGGAGGACAGCGAGAUCAUCACCAACAUGGCUCACCUCGGCGUGCCCAUCGUCACAGAUUCCACGCUGCGUCGCCGGAGCAAGCCGGAACGGAAGGAGCGCAUCAGUGAGCAGACCUACCAGCUCUCACGGUGGACCCCCAUCAUUAAGGACAUCAUGGAGGACACUAUUGAGGACAAACUUGAUACCAAGCACUACCCUUACAUCUCCACCCGCUCCUCUGCCUCUUUUAGUACGACCGCCGUCAGCGCCCGCUAUGGGCACUGGCAUAAGAAUAAGGCCCCAGGGGAGUACCGCAGCGGCCCCCGCCUCAUCAUUUUCAUCCUUGGGGGCGUGAGCCUGAAUGAGAUGCGCUGUGCUUACGAGGUGACCCAAGCCAAUGGAAAGUGGGAGGUGCUGAUAGGAUCCACGCACAUUCUCACCCCACAGAAACUGCUGGACACGCUGAAGAAACUGAAUAAAACAGAUGAAGAAAUAAGCAGUUAAAAAAAUAAGCCGCCCCUCCAAACACACCCCUUUCCCCGCAGUGCUCUGCGGCUCCCUAUCCUGCCCCUCGGUUACUUUGCUGACUUUCCGUCUGUUGCCUCCCCAGCCCUGCACGUCCUGGCCGGCACUGUCACCCGCUGCGUUCUCCUGUUUAAUGACGCCCUCUUCUCAUUUGAAACAAAAGAAAAUAAUGCAUUGUGUUUUUUAAAAAGAGUAUCUUGUAUAUAUAUCCUAAAAGGAAAGGUUCAUGUGCAAAUGACGCACUGCAGGAGAAGUUUUUGAACUGUUUAGAGUGAAUGGACACCUUCUCCCUGUUAUUUAUGAUUCUGUGACCUUGUACAUAACCCUAUGCGACAUGUGCAAAUUGCUUGAGUAUGGAAAGGUAGAAGUUUGAGUGUUUUUAAAAACUGGUUUUGGAUUGUUCCUGUUCUCAUUGGGAAUCGUAGAGAUAUGUCUGUGUUCCUGGAGUAUUUCACACUGAGGAUUGAUCUGUUGUCUUCACUCCAGUCCUACCCCUCGGUACCUGCUCCCAUCCACACCCGCCGGAAGUGACCAUCAGGGGACAUCUCGUGAGAGUUAAAGAACAGGCCUCUUCACUUUUCCCAGCAGCAUGUCCCUGGUGGUACGGCUGUGGUUGGGGGCUGGGGUGUCCUCGUGAAGCCAGGCUGGCAUCCCCUCCUCCACAGCCUGUCCCUGCUCCCUCCCUGGCAUGUGUCCACAGUGCUGGGAUCCCAAGGGAAGUCCCUCUCCAGACAGCAUCACGGUGCCCAGAUAAGUAAAAAGCAAACUCCCACCAGAGACCUUUGCCUCUUCUGGAGAAGCAAUUAGACCUGAUCUCUUGACCAGAGCCCUCCCUCCCCAGGUGUCACCCCUAACAGCUCAGUUUCCUCAGUAGGUUCAACCUUAGUUCAAGGGUCAGGAACGGACUAGAACAGAUGGGUCUGGAGGCCCCUGGUCAGAGGGCCGUUGGCGUGGAGAAGGUUCUUAGCCUGAAGACAGCCUGUUGGGUUUAUGCAGACCCUGUGUCUACUCCACAAGCAACUUUGGUCAGAUUAUCCUCAGUUUAAGAUGCUUCAUAAUACUUUAUUUUGUGUAGUGUAGGGUCAUAUGUCAUUGUGCUUGUAAGAGAAAAUGAUUAUUUUAUUCUCUGUAUAAAAACUUAGCUGUAUAAAAACUUAGCUCUAAUGCAAAAAUUAAAGACACAAACGCAAGAAGGAUGUCUCAUCCUCAAGACUCAGCAGUUCUUGUUCUCCAGUGGUGAGCACACCAUUUGUUCUGCUGUUGUCUCGAAAUAUAAUGACAGUGGAAGUCACAAAAAAUGUCCCCUGCCCAGCCCCUCGCCGCCCUCGGCCUCCUGCAGCCCGUGUGUAUAUUACGUGUCUCGUGCCGUGUUGCAACCGUGGUGUAUGCUAGCUCCGCGCCGCCGCCUUCCUUGGUCUGUUCCCCACCCUCCCGUUAGAUGCAUCGUGGUGUUCUCUUCUCAAGGCUUCGAGAUCUCCCCUUUGCACUCAGAUGAGUUUUCAGGUCUUGCCCUCUGUCUCCCUCCCUCCUAAGAUAUCUUAUUUCUGUAGGACAGAACUGUAGGCGCUUGCGUUGGUUUGUUUCUUUCUCCCUCUGCUCGUUCGUCCCCUCCCUCGGACCAAACAGUGCUCGUGCUUCGGGACCUUGUUUGUCCAACAAGUUGGUUUCCCUUUCUCUGUUAUUUAUAUAAAAAUAAUUUAUCAAAAGGAUAUUUUAAAAAAGCUAGUCUGUCUUGAAACUUGUUUACCUUGAAAUUAUCAGAAUCUCAAUGUUUGAAAGUAUUGAAGCACAAACAUGUAUCAUCUCUGUACCGUUCUGUACUAAAGCACUUGAGUCUAAUAAAUAAAGAAAUCAGAAGUCAGUGUCCCUUCACGGUGUCUGGGG
Molecule: messenger RNA, 3884 nt
Organism: Propithecus coquereli (Coquerel's sifaka)
Lineage: Eukaryota; Metazoa; Chordata; Mammalia; Primates; Indriidae
Gene: STXBP1
Product: syntaxin binding protein 1
Exons: 19
Coding region: 195-1979 (594 amino acids)
Biological process (GO): intracellular protein transport; neurotransmitter secretion; vesicle-mediated transport
Cellular component (GO): plasma membrane; secretory granule
Molecular function (GO): syntaxin binding
Source: RefSeq, a predicted model, not a curated record